CGCGGCCGGCGAAGCCUCGAUUCUUCAUGAUUUCCGAUUCAUGUUGUUUUUUUUUUUUCUUUCUUUCUUUUUUUUUCUUUUUUUUGAUGUGUGAGCGAGCCUUGUUCGAUUAAGGCAAUCUGCAUUUCGACUCGUCUGCCGUAGAUUGUUCCGGUAGUGUGAGAAAUUGGGGUUGGGUUCGUGGUCCGCCACUGCGGAUGCUGCAAAAGAUGCUUUGUGGAGCUCGAUGACGCGUGCGUCGUGAGAGAGUGAGAGGUGGGUGGGUUCGGAGAAGGCAGGUGGGACGAGAGCUGGGGGCGUGGACAGGCGGUGGUGGUGGUGGUUAGUUGAUGGCAGGCGGUGAAUUAGGGCUGCUGCUGCAAGGAGACAGGGAAUUCAUUGUGGGUCGUCACUCGGAUUGAUUCAUCAGUACGUGACUUAGGGGCCAUUUGCUUGCGCUCCUCCGGCGUUUUUAGGCGAAACGGGGAGCUGGCUGCCAGCUUCGAGCCCGUGACGAACAUUGGGCGCUGGAGAGUUGAGUGCGAUUGAAGGCACAGGGGACCUGAGUUGCGGUGUGUCGUGGAGUUUUAAUCCAGACCGCAGGGGUUUGAAAUUGAGGCGUUAGGGUUGCGAGGUUGGCGUUUUGGAAGUGGUGUUGGGUUCCGGACGUGCUAGAAAUGCGGAACGGGGAGGUAGUUAGGUUUGUGGAGUAGCGGAUUGUGAACAGCAGGGGGGGGGGUGAGAGUGUUCGGUGCUUUAGAGGAACUGAUACUGUGUUUUACGGGGGGGAGGAUUCUUUUCUUCCCGUUAGGCAGUGAUCAGAUGACGUCUUUGGGUGGUACAUAUUGGUGUCACCAGUGCAACCAGACCGUGAGGCCGACGAGCGGGGAUGAGUUGAUUUGCCCGACUUGUAACGAGGGUUUUUUGGAGGAGAUCGACAACGCUGGGGGCGGUGGUGGUGGUGGGAGGAGUGAUUUUCAGGGGCCCGGUGGCGUACAUCAGAUGUUCGGAUUUGGAGGUGGCGAUGUAGAUUUGGGGGAGCGUGCAGAUGCGCCAGGCGGGGUGGCGGCCGAGUUCCGGCGGUUCCAGGCGGAGCCCCGAGGGAUACGAUUUCCUGGGCGGAUGAGCGGGCACCCCGCGGUGAUACAGGUGCUGGAAGUGAUGUCGCACAUGCUACAGCAAAUCCAGCCCUCUCAGGGCGGGCAGGAGUCCGGUGAAGCGGACACGACUGGUGAUGAGUCGCGGGCGAGGGGGCGGGGCGGAGUUGCUGAGGACGGUCCGGGGGAGUUCAAUCCGAUGUUGAUGUUGCAAGGGCAAAUGCAGAAUUUUCUGGGUGGAGGGGGCAACGUGGAGGUGUUUUUUGACAAUGGGACAGGAAUUCCUCGAAGGCUGCCUGGUAAUUUCGGGGACUACUUUCUCGGACCUGGACUGGAUCAGCUGAUACAGCAGCUCGCAGAGAACGAUCCCAGCAGGCACGGGGCGCCUCCGGCGUCGAAGAGUGCGGUGGAGGCGAUGCCAACGAUCCAGAUAUCACAGGAGCAUCUGGGGACCGAUGCCAUGCAGUGUGCUGUGUGCAAAGACGAGUUUGAGCUGGGGGCGUCGGUGCGGCAGAUGCCGUGCAUGCACAUGUACCACGCGGACUGCAUACUGCCUUGGCUAGCACAGCACAAUUCAUGCCCUGUGUGUCGGUAUGAGAUGCCGACGGACGAACAGGUGUACGACCAGAGCCGGUCAAAUUCAACGCCAGCUGCGAGCACGACCGCGAACCCGAAUUCUGGUGGCAACGGUGCGGGGGUGGACGGAGGGGGCACGUCAGGGGGUUUCACAUUCUGGGGUCCUCCGGCGAGUUUCGGGACAUUCCCGAGCGAGCAGACGUCGAGUGGCGGCAGCCGAGAUUCAGGAUCCAGUGCACCGACGAGUGGGUCUGGGAGCGGGGUUCAGGCAAGUAGUGCUCCAGCACCAGCGCCUACUCCUGGGAGUGGCGGAGGCAUCGGGAGACGGAUGUCGUUCCACCUGCCGUGGUUCCGGUCGUCAACACACUCGCCAGCCACGGCCCCUGCAUCAGGAUCGUCCGGAGCGGGUGGAGAUGGUGGUGGAGGCGGAAAUCAGGGUUCUGGAAGCCGAAGGAAUGCGGGAGACGGGCACAUGGAGCCACACUCAGAGUUGGAUUGAAGUUCACCUGCUCUCUCUGAUGUUGAGUUUGUUAGUGAAUUUUGCUGUCCCAGUCUCGUUCUUUUGUUUUAUUUUUCUUUCCCCCUACCCUCCCCCUCGUAUAUAUACACACACACACACACACUCACUCACACAUAUAUAUACAUAUAUAUAGAUACAAAUUUAGUUGAGGUGCUUCUUGUCUGGUCAUAGCUGUUUUUAGUCUAAAUGGUCUUGUGGUGAUUUUCCGCUUAUAUUCUUUAUAUCCGCAGGCUGGGUUUUCGGGAGAUACUACUGCUAGGUGGUUUGUUACGCCGAAGGCUCGUAGAUUGCUGUCAAAGAUUGUUUGAUGUGUUCCUGGUGAGGGAAGGUUGCAACUUCUGCUUCGGGUGUCGGACGUUCUUUUUUCUUUUUUCUUUUUUCUUCCUCCUCCCUCUUCUUCUUCUUCUUCUAUACUCUGAAUCACGAAAAUGAGAAUGAAGUGGCAGCCCAAGUUGGUGUGGCUGUCGUUAUGCGGAGGGUGUAGUAACUCUCUGCUCUGCAUGUCUUUUUCGUUGUGUGCGGACGCAGACGUGCAUUAAUGGCGAGCAUCGAACUCAGCUUGGUGCUGUUUGUAUUUCUUUUCUUCGCGUUUGUAUUUGUGCACUUAUGGGGACACUUAUCGUUUGGUUUCCAACUCAGCCCUUCUACGAGCCUUGAGUUAGUCUUUUUACGCCGCGGAAGGAUUCCUGAAAUACAUUUCGUAGUUUCCUAUGGCAGACGCACUCUCGAACCUCUGCUGUGUAAAUAGUAGGAUUUUUCGUAUGAGUUUGCACCUUUACUUCAGGUACUUCCUGAAGCUCAGUGUAAUUAUUAGUAGCUUGGAUAGCUUUGGUAAAGCUUAUUCACUUCAUUUGACAUGCAGUAGCGUAUUAUGUUUUUUUUCGCAUGCAUUCAUGGGCUUAGUGCAGGUUCGUGUGUGCUAUUGCAUAGGAAGGCGUUUCGAGGAGGGAAAUUUUUGUUUGUUUUGUUUUGUUUUGUUUCGUGUUGUUUUUUUAUUUUAGUGAUUUAAUGAUCAGAGUGGGAUUGGUAAUAUGAAUAUAUUUUGUUUUAUUGGACUGUUCUCCCUUAAAUAAGAAGUAUUGUUACAGGAAUUGGAGUUAAUUUUUGGUGAGAAAUGUUCAAAGCUCAUCUUGAUGGGUUGUGCUCGAAUAACGUGUAGGAGAGACAUAAUGGGGCUCAUCGACGUUAGUUGGUGCAAUUGUCAGAAGUUUACUCUUGGACACAACUGGAAGUCACUGAUUGUCGACCUGAUGUUAGCUUUUAAUCAUUAGUGCCGUUCAUCACUGAA
Messenger RNA from Physcomitrium patens, 3460 nucleotides. RefSeq names its product E3 ubiquitin-protein ligase RING1-like. The record is from RefSeq and is a predicted model, not a curated record. Gene Ontology annotation, molecular function: ubiquitin protein ligase activity. Gene Ontology annotation, biological process: protein ubiquitination. Gene Ontology annotation, cellular component: cytoplasm. NCBI's taxonomy places the organism in Eukaryota, Viridiplantae, Streptophyta, Bryopsida, Funariales, Funariaceae.